UUGUUAAGUUGUUCACUCAUCAAUUCAACUUGAAUUCGUCAUUGUACGCAAAUUGUUCAAAAAUAUUUUGUUUUUUAUUAAUUAAAUUAAUAUCAGGUACUGACUCGAAAUAUAAAGCGCAAUCAAAUCAUUAAGCAAUAGUUUAUUGUAGUGCUUAAUAACAUUUUUAAACUAGCUAAUUAACUAGAAACGUAAUUAAUGGUUUACAAAAAUCGGAACUGGGCUUACAACAGUUAUCAUUUCGUGUGUCGCCUAUCGUUAUAAAGGGUUUUAAACCAGUGCUUGUGAAAUUCGCAUAAAUUGUUAAGUGUUUAGCAUUUAUAGUGAAACAAAAUGCCUGCAAGUGCAGUAUAUCAACCAACGACAGUCACAUAUGAACAGCAGCCAACUGACCAGAGAUGGAACUGCCCGAUCAGCUACUUCUCACGGAGGGUGACAAGUAGUCUGAACCGAGCACUUUGUAUACUUAUCGCGUUAUGUCUCCUGGGCGGCACACUCUUUUUAGUUGGUUUGGGACUGCUAAUUGCAGCAGGUGUGCAGUACUCCAACGCGCCGCCAUCGUCGCAAGACGGCACGUAUAUCGGGCUCUCACCAAUCGGAGGCGGUGUCAUACUAAGUCUUGGACUCCUGUUCGUAGGUUUCGGCGUAUGGGCGUGGAAAUCACGUUGGGGCGGCGGUAAGGAGCAACAGUCGAGCGGUGCGGCAGCGCUCACAGCGCUCAACCCUUCCACGGACCCGCUUGUCGCCGCUCAGUACGCUCCAGUACGCGACGCGCCACCAGCGCCUGAUGAUGAGAUGCGCAACCUGAUGGAUAACAAGGAAUGUUUGAGCAGCGCUGAAGAGAGCGACAAAAUGUUAGAUGGCAGGCCAUCAGUCGCCUAGAACAGCUGGUCUACCGACCCAGCUUGGGAGCUAAACAGGCUGGGUUAUAUCGUCCCCACUCUCAACAGUAUCGAAUUGAUUCAUAAGUUAUUAUGACAAUACGUUUAUUGCAUUGGACGGUUCCAAUAUUUUAUUUACACUUUUAUUUUCGAUUUUAUUUUAUGUUAACGUUCACUAAUUGGUAUAGCAACCGCAAAAAAAAAGGUCCAAUCUCAUAGCUUGGUUGUUUUUCUGCUUUAUGGUCGACAAAUUUGUUCGUGUUAGGUCAGAUACAUACAGAAUGGCGUACAUUAAAUGAACACACGGGUAAUACUUAAACCGUAAGCAUAAAAAAUCCUUAAAUUCAAGUACCUAAAUAAUUGAAAUGAUGAAAUUUUCACUCAAACAAAUCAUAUAUUUAUAAAAAAAAAACAAUCUUAAUCACACUUACGUGGUCGCUACUCGCCCACGAGUACUGAACGACAAGUAGGUACCAGUACCUACGAGCGCGGAUUGUUCUGAAAUGAAAUUAAAAUGAUUUUUUUAAGUGCAUUAUGUAUUCUAUUUUUUUUAUAACGAUUAAGAAGCUCAUUCUGUGCGUUCAUUGAAUGUCGCUGUUGUAGCUCCACGCUGUAUAUCGAUUUCAGCGAUAAAAAGCUAUAGAAAAAAAUAUAAAGGAGGGGUAUCUGUAGAACGCCGUUAUUCUUCUUAUGUGAAUUAAGCCGGUGUUGUAUGCGCAACAGAGCAGAAGCUACUUUAGCUGUUGUACCUAGCUGUUCAUCAUACAUACACUCUCUAUAGGACUGUUACGAACAAAUUUGUCGGUCUGUUAUAAUGUAUGAAACAGAACCUAAUGUUAUUCUCAGUUGUUAUGAAGCAAACUUUCAACGUGAAUACUGUCACAAAUCAACUAGUUGUUAUCAUACACUUGAAUUAGACUUUUUGUUUUGCGGUAGCUAAACUUUCAAUUAUUCGUGUUUUGCUAGAAAGAUGCUUGGAGAUAUUUUUACAUUUUAUGUUAUAUCCUUUAUAUAUCCGUAUUUAUUUCAUAUUAUGUUUAUGUUUUCAAGCAAUAUUUCAUGAAUUGAUUGAGUAACGAUUGCAAGUAAUUUUACAUGGUGAUUCAUUUGUGGCCAAAUUAUCGUCCAUAUUAUAAUCGUUCUUCCUAAGGUAAUGAAUACUAUAUUUCCGCAUAUGCACACUAUGGUUAGAAUAAAGGCAUAUUUUAAGUAGAGUUAUUUGUGGGGAAUCAUAGAUUUAACUGGAGUUCCAAUGUAAUAAUCAUUUAAAUAAACAUUAUACAUCUAUUCAACAUUAAAAUUAAUAAAAGCUUAAUAUAGAUUAAGUAUUAAUUUAAUCUUUCACUUAUUUAGUAGUUAUAUCCGGUGCGUUACUCGAAUGUCUCUUAAUAUAAAUAAAUUUUAUAUUUGUAAGCAAGUUUAAAAUACUUCUUCGUACAGUUCAAGAAAAAUAGAUUAAGAAAAUUUGAAAAAUAAAUGUAGUCGGUGCAAGAAUAUAUACCAGUAUAAAAAUAAAAAAAGACAUGUAACAAUUGAGGCCAUGACAACCACAGUGUCUUAACUACAAUUACAGCACUAAGUUAUGAAUUUUAAUAUCGGAGAACCAUAGUGGCCUAAAGGUGGUUUAACGUAUUAAACGUAUACUAAUAUAUUACUAACUCACUCAGACAACCCUAGCUACACCAAAAUAAAUGAUUAAUUUUAACUAUAAAAAAUCAUCUUAUAGUGUAAAUACGUAGUUAGGCCACUAUUCUUCUCAUGGCAUCAAUUUGUAUACUGUGCUUGAAAUAUUUGGCAUUUAGUACAAAUAGUGUAGGCAUUUGUAACGAGUGUCGAUGUAUUUUACAAUUUUUUAAUAUAUAUAUAUAUUAAGAAAAAUGAGUAUUAUGAAAUAUAUUUUGAAUAUACUAGUAAUUGUAGGAAGUUCGUAUCGUAUCGAUCUACGUUAUAAAUUUUAUCAUAUAUAAGCCACGUGAAUAAUCGAUUUUAAUUAUAAGUAAGCUUUCUUAUUAUUGUGACAAGCUCAAAUCAUACAUUUGAUUUACAGAGAAGACCUGUUACGAAAUACGAACAGUUUGACAGUUGUUGUAUCAUUGAAUUUGCGAGUAUUCUGUUGUCGUUUGUUUUAUAAAAAACAUUCCUCGAAUUUGACUCUUUCAUUUUAAUGUUAAAAUGUCAGCCGUCCGUUCUUGUAGGUUUGAUAGACCCACAGACUGCAUUGUGAGUCAUUUUCCAUUGGAAACGAAUUCGUUCCUAUGACGGAUUAAUUCUUUUUUUAUAUUUGUGUUGUGUAGGAACACCGUCCUGUUAGUAUUAGUUCAUAAGUUUUUGUCUUAAUGUAAGUAGUUAUAAAUUAUAUUAAAUGAUUUUAAGAGGAAUGAUGUGGUUCUAUAAUAGUGGUGAUGUUCACCAGCUAAGCAUUCUAAAUCAUAAGCUCCACUUAAUCUGCAGUGAAUCUCGCGCGAAGGGUGUCGUAUUAAAGGUAUUUCAAAUUGCUUUUUCAAUAUUUUCAAUAACCUAAAAGGAUAUUGAAAUAGAUAUUAUCGUUACGUUUCUAAGCUAUUUCGUCUUAGGUCACUUUUUUAUUUCAAAUAGUUUGAAAGUAAAAGUGUGUUAGAACGUUUAAAUAUAUUGCUUGAAAUUGUAAUAAUUCGACGUCCUUACGCUUACAACAUCUUAUAAGCUAUUAUAAUGUUGUGGCAACAAUAUAUGUAGGUUAUUAAACCGUAUUUAUACUAGUGAUAGGAAGUGAUGUGGUCGCAGGCUUAGCUUCUCCUUUUGGUUAAAUACUCUAAUCCUACUUUACAGCGUUUUGGCCAUUUUUAUAGCUUCCAUUUAACGACAUCCAACCUUCCGUAUUUAAGUGUAUUCUUACAGCCUUCCUUCAUGAUAUUAUUAAAAGGCUCUCUGGAUCUAAUAUAAUAAUUUGUAGCAUCACAACGUAUGUUUUAAUAUUUAUUUUGAAAUUAUAUUUGCAAUAUUUACGGUGCAUAUGAGCGUGUAUAAUGAAUUUGACAUGUAUUGAUAUUAUAGUUUGUAUGUAGUAAGCAAAUGUACUUACGUUAUACUUAAUGUGUACUUAAUAUUUUCACUCAAUCUUUUUGAAUAAAGUUAUGAGCGGCG
Molecule: messenger RNA, 4004 nt
Organism: Leptidea sinapis
Lineage: Eukaryota; Metazoa; Arthropoda; Insecta; Lepidoptera; Pieridae
Exons: 4
Coding region: 334-882 (182 amino acids)
Source: RefSeq, a predicted model, not a curated record